Egretta garzetta (little egret) is the source of this 1684-nucleotide messenger RNA. Its product is annotated as protein FRA10AC1. The annotation marks the transcript as partial. Gene Ontology annotation, molecular function: phosphatase activity. Gene Ontology annotation, biological process: dephosphorylation. The record is from RefSeq and is a predicted model, not a curated record. The transcript has 13 exons. Lineage: Eukaryota; Metazoa; Chordata; Aves; Pelecaniformes; Ardeidae.
CUAAUUACGCUGUGUCCGUAUUACAUUAGCAGGUAUAUUGACUGUGUUGUCUAUUAUUUUCAGGCACGUGGCCAUGGAGGCUAUGAUUCUGAUUUUAGUGAUGAGGAGAAUGGAGAGAAAUCUGUGCAGAAGACUAAAAGUAUAAAGGAAGAUGGUCUCCUGAUAAAGCCAUUCCAAAAAACAAAACAAGGCAAUGUCGUUCACAGACAAUUCGCAGCUGAAGAAUGGGAUAGGGAAGAAGCAAGAAAAAGAAGAUUUCACUUGAUAGCGAUGGAUGCCUAUGAGAGACAUAAAAAGCUUGUGAAUGACUACAUUUUAUACUAUGGUGGCAAAAUAGAGGACUUCCGACGUUCUGGAGCAAACGACAAGACGGAUCUUGAUGUUAUUAGAGAAAACCAUAGAUUCCUGUGGAAUGAAGAUGAUGAAGCAGACAUGAAUUGGGAGAAAAGGCUUGCAAAGAAGUAUUACGAUAAAUUGUUCAAAGAAUAUUGUAUAGCAGAUCUCAGUAGAUACAAAGAGAAUAAGUUUGGAUUUAGAUGGCGCCACGAGAAAGAAGUAAUUUCAGGAAAAGGUCAGUUUUCCUGUGGAAAUAAGCACUGUGAUGAGAAAGAAGGCCUGAAGAGCUGGGAGGUGAAUUUUGGUUACGUUGAACAUGGUGAAAAGAGGAAUGCACUUGUGAAAUUGAGAACAUGUCCAGAAUGUUCCUACAAACUAAACUUUCAUCACCGGAGGAAAGAAGUCAAAGCACGCAAGAAAAGAGGCACAGCUGCACCAAACUCUAAAGAGCCCAAAAUUAAGAAGACAAAAUUAUCCUCUUCAGCAAAAAAGAAGUCCAAAAAAAAGACCCAUAAAGAUCAGGUUUCUUCAGAAGAUUCAGACAGUUCUGAUCAAGAUUCAGAUAACAGCGAUGCACAAGAUGGUCCUUCAGAUGCUGACUUUUGGAAAGGUCCUCUACAAGAAGCAGAUGAAAAAUCACGGGAGGAGGAGUUUGAUGAGUAUUUUCAAGACUUGUUUCUCUGAAACUUGAAGUUGAUGUAGGCUGAUUUUCUUCAUGAAUUGUCAAGAUGAAAGUCUGGAAAUCCAGUCAUAAUUGGGGACCAGAGACACCUUUCUGCCAGCAUACCUUUUCUACAGUCACUCAUAUGGACCAUCUCAGUAGGUUAUCUUUGUGAAAGGCUUCAUGUCUAAAAACCUUCUUUUAAUUGUGGUAGGCUGUAUACUCAGGAAAUAAGAGAAGUAAUUUUUUCAGAUCACUGCAAAAGAUACAUGGCACCCAAACUUAAUAGUAGGAAGGAUAUAAACAACCAAGAACAUCAUUUAUUGACAUUUCAUUAAGGAAGUUAGCCGCUUUUUAUGUUAUCCCAAACUUCAGUUAUUGUCAUAUUUUUGUAAAGGGGCAUUUUGGAAAAUUGUGUUAUUAGUUUAAAGCCAUACACUUUAAUAUAUUUGUAUUUCUAAUUUAUUAAAAAAGUUAUUAGCCUUAAAUGUAUUGGUCAUGUAGACUUUAAUAUUGAGGUAUUAGUCUCUGUAAGUAUUUUCAAAUGCUAUUGGAGAAGUUCAGUUUUUAUCAAAUAUGUAUUUUGUUUGAAUUAAGUAAAUCAUAUCUGAAAUGUCUCCCCUACACCUUAGAGAAGUUUAGUUCAUUGUGACUUUAUUUUAGAUUUUAGUUAUACCAUGAUGUGAC